Messenger RNA from Manihot esculenta (cassava), 1897 nucleotides. Its product is annotated as abscisic acid 8'-hydroxylase 3. The coding region runs from base 240 to 1742 and encodes 500 amino acids. Gene Ontology annotation, biological process: brassinosteroid homeostasis; brassinosteroid biosynthetic process; sterol metabolic process. Gene Ontology annotation, molecular function: oxidoreductase activity, acting on paired donors, with incorporation or reduction of molecular oxygen; heme binding; iron ion binding. The transcript has 9 exons. Lineage: Eukaryota; Viridiplantae; Streptophyta; Magnoliopsida; Malpighiales; Euphorbiaceae. The record is from RefSeq and is a predicted model, not a curated record.
CUCGUGACAUUGGGUCAGUCUACCUAAAGAAAGUCGGAUGGAAUUUAGGUCUAUCUUCUUUUUUAGGGUUUGACCCUGCCGCAAAAGGUAGAAAAUCUUCUUUCUGCAUAAUAUAGAUCCUUCCACAGAUGCCAUGAAUCAAAACAAUGUAAAAUCUAUAUUCUUCUUGUCUCAUACCCAAACCAACUUCUCCAAUCUCCAGUAAAUCUUGAUAUAAAAAGCCAUUAUAUUCAGCAAUUAUGAUAUUGAAGAAUUUCAAGUUAAAGAUGUUGAAGCUAUUCAGGGAACAUGUUCUCUUCCUCGUACAAAACAAGUACGAUAUUGUCUUGGCUGCCUUCCUCUCAAUAGCAAUAUUUGCUUUCUUCAAAGCUCGGAGAAAAGUUAAUACAAUCAAUGAAGAAGACGAAAUCCCAGGGAGCCUUGGGCUGCCUUUCGUUGGUGAAACCUUCUCUUUUCUUUCAGCCACCAACAGCACAAGAGGGUGUUACGAUUUUGUCAGGCUCCGACGAAAAUGGUAUGGGAAGUGGUUCAAGAGCAGAAUGUUUGGGAAAAUCCAUGUUUUUGUCCCAAGUACAGAAGCUGCAAGAAAAGUUUUCACUAAUGAUUUUGGAGAAUUCAACAAGAGUUACAUCAAAUCAAUGGCAACUGUGGUCGGAGAGAAGAGUGUUUUUGCAGUACCACUUGAGACCCAUAAAAGGAUCAGACAUAUUCUAUCUGCUCUCUUUUCCAUGCCUUCUCUUUCUAAAUUUGUUGAGAAAUUUGAUCAAAUGAUAUCUCAGAGGUUGAACAAAUUAGAACAAACUGGGAAAAGUUUUGCAGUGCUUCCAUUCACCAUGAAGCUAACGUUAGAUUCAGUUUGCAACAUGCUGAUGAGCAUUACAGAAGAAUCCUUGCUGGAUCAGAUUCUGAGUGACUGUGCUGCUGUUUCAGAUGCUUUGCUAUCUGUUCCUCUGAUGAUUCCUGGAACCAUUUACUAUAAAGGGAUGAAAGCACGUCAAAGGCUAAUGAAGAUCUUCAAAGAGAUGAUUGACAGAAGGCGAAGUGGGAAGGAGCAGAAAGAUGAUUUUCUGCAGUACUUGUUGGAAAGACACACGUGUCCAUCUAGUGAAAAGCUGGAAGACUCAGAGAUCAUGGACAACCUGUUAACUUUGUUAGUUUCAGGACAGGUCAGCUCGGCAGCUGCUAUGAUGUGGAGUGUCAAGUUCCUAGAUGAAAACAGUGAAGUCCUGGACAAGCUCAGGGAAGAACAAUUGGAGAUAGCUAAAAAUAAGCAAGGGGGAACCUCACUUUCAAUGGAAGACAUAAACAAGAUGUCCUAUGGUUUAAAGGUUGUCAAAGAAACACUGAGGAUGUCAAAUGUUGUCUUAUGGCUUCCCAGGGUUGCACAAAAUGAUUGCACACUUGAUGGUGUUGAGAUGAAGAAAGGAUGGGUCGUAAAUGUUGAUGCAACUUGCAUACAUUUUGAUCCUGAUUUGUAUGAAGAUCCUAUGAGAUUCAACCCUUCAAGAUUUGAUGAAAUGCAAAAGCCAUAUAGCUUCUUACCAUUCGGCGCUGGACCUCGCACAUGCUUAGGAAUAGAAAUGGCAAAACUAUCAAUAUUAGUAUUUCUACACCGACUCACUGGUGGAUACGAGUGGAGAAUCGAAAAUAGAGACCCGAGCAUGGAAAGGACAACACAUGUUCCUAGACUCAGGAGUGGCUUGCCCAUAACCUUGAAGGCCUUGGCAAAGAAUGGAAAGUGAAAUGGUCUAAGGAUGUAUUGCAUUUUCAUAAUGUAUGGCCUAUUUGUAUUCCUAUUUUCAAGCUUUACUUUGCAGUAUUGAUUACAAAGAAUGGAAGGUGAAAUGGACUAAAUAGUAAAAAUAUUGAGUACAAAAUAAAUACAAAGUUCUAUUAU